This is a messenger RNA of Erinaceus europaeus (western European hedgehog), 8874 nucleotides long. It is a transcript of the gene PCM1, whose product is annotated as pericentriolar material 1. Lineage: Eukaryota; Metazoa; Chordata; Mammalia; Eulipotyphla; Erinaceidae. The record is from RefSeq and is a predicted model, not a curated record. The transcript has 43 exons. Gene Ontology annotation, cellular component: ciliary basal body; centrosome; centriole. The coding region runs from base 416 to 6946 and encodes 2176 amino acids. Gene Ontology annotation, biological process: cilium assembly; intraciliary transport involved in cilium assembly; microtubule anchoring at centrosome.
GAUCGCAUUGCGGCUCCCGUUCCUCGGAGUUCUCGCCCUCAGUGCGCGCGGCCGUUGCCGGGGAGACCGCGCAUGUCUCACUGCGCGUUGCCCCCCCUCUGCAGUCCCCUCCCCCCCAUCUUCUCCCACCACAAUGAGAUCCUAAGAUGGCGCUGGCUGCGGCGGUUGGCGCCGAGUAGCUAAAGGAAAAAAGGGCGGCUGUCGGGCCCUUGGCAGUCAGGGUAUCUGUGGACUCUCCCUGCCGCCGUCUCUGAGGGAGGACCGCGGCGGCUAGCGGGGAGUUAACCGCCACUCCGCCCUUGGCUAAAGCGACCGCGUCGUUUACAGCAGGCAACAGUUUUGACGUGUGAAGCAGCAAAGGAGCAGCUGCAUUGCAGAAGCUUUAGUUUGAGAACAGAAAAUUGUUGAAGUCAGUAUGGCCACAGGAGGAGGUCCUUUUGAAGAAGGCAUGAAUGAUCAGGAUUUACCGAACUGGAGCAGUGAAAGUGUUGAUGAUCGACUCAACAAUAUGGAUUGGGGUAGCCAACAAAAGAAGGCAAAUAGGUCCUCAGAAAAGAAUAAGAAAAAGUUUGGUGUAGAAAGUGAUAAAAGGGUAACUAAUGAUAUAUCUCCGGAAUCAUCACCAGGAGUUGGAAGGCGAAGAACAAAGACUCCACAUACAUUUUCACAUAGUAGAUACAUGACUCAGAUGUCUGUUCCAGAACAGGCAGAAUUAGAGAAACUUAAACAGCGUAUAAACUUCAGUGAUUUAGAUCAGAGAAGCAUUGGAAGUGACUCUCAAGGUAGAGCUACAGCUGCUAACAACAAACGUCAGCUUAGUGAAAACCGAAAGCCCUUCAACUUUUUGCCUAUGCAGAUUAAUACUAAUAAAAGUAAAGAUGCUGCUACAAGCCCUCAAAAGAGAGAAGUUACUGGAUCUGCACAAUGUAAAGAGUUGUUUGCUUCUGCUUUAAGUAAUGACCUUUUACAGAACUGUCAAGUCUCUGAAGAAGAUGGGAGAGGAGAACCUGCAAUGGAAAGCAGCCAGAUUGUAAGCAGGCUUGUUCAGAUUCGUGAUUAUAUUGCUAAAGCUAGUUCUAUGCGGGAAGAUCUUGUAGAGAAAAAUGAAAGAUCUGCAAAUGUUGAGCGCCUUACUCAUCUAUUAGACCACCUUAAAGAACAAGAAAAGUCAUACAUGAAAUUUCUUCAAAAAAUCCUUGCUAGAGAAAAUGAGGAGGAGGAUGUUCGGACUGUAGAUUCAGCUGUGGGAUCUGGUUCUGUAGCUGAGAGCACAUCGCUAAACAUAGAUGUGCAGUCUGAGGCUUCAGAUACCACGGAGGCAUCUUUUAGUCUGAGAAUUCGGCCGUGCAUUGAGGACAAACUAGGGAAUUCAGCUUCACGAGAACAGGUUUCAGACAUUGACGUUACUACAAGUCCAAAAGGGAAAGGUGACAGAACUCCUCAGAAUGACAGGGAACUGAGGCCUGAUAGGAAAUAUAGCCGAAAACGUGGAUUUCCCUCAAAGGCAAGAAAUCCUCAGCAAGAGCCACUGGAAGAGAUAGAAAAUUUGAAGAAACAGCAUGAUUUGCUGAAAAGGAUGUUACAGCAGCAGGAACAGUUGAGAGCUCUUCAGGGACGACAAGCUGCCCUUCUUGCUCUGCAACAUAAAGCAGAGCAAGCUAUUGCUGUGAUGGAUGAUUCAGAAAAGGUUGCAGGGACAACUCCUGGCCAUCAUUCUGUACCGUGCAGACAGCCAGCUCGUUCUUCUUUUCAUCAGAGAGUACCCUCAAGAGUGGUAACAGAAACUACAGGUAGCCUAUCUGGAGUAAGUAUCACAACUGAACUAAAUGAGGAACUGAAUGAUUUAAUUCAGCGAUUUCAUAAUCAGCUUCGUGAUUCUCAGCCUCCAGCUGUUCCAGAUAAUAGAAGACAGGCAGAAAGUCUUUCCUUAACUAGGGAAGCGUCCCAGAGCAGGAAUCCACCUGUUUCAGAUCAUUUACCUGAUGAAAAAGUUCAUCUUUUUAGCAAGAUGAGAGUGUUACAGGAAAAGAAACAAAAAAUGGACAAACUACUUGGAGAACUGCAUACACUUCGAGAUCAGCAUUUGAACAAUUCAUCAUUUGUGCCUUCUACACUCUCUCCACAACGGAGUAUGGAUCAGAGAAGUACAACCUCAGCUCCCUCUUUUCCUCUAAGUUUAGCACCAGUUGUCAAUGGAGAAUCUACUAGCCUCUCAUCAUCUGUUCCUUAUCCUGCUGCUUCUCUAAUUUCUCAGAAUGAGAAUGAAAAUGAAGGCCAUCUAAAUCCAACUGAAAAGCUCCAGAAGUUAAAUGAAGUUCGAAAGAGAUUGAAUGAGCUAAGAGAAUUAGUUCAUUAUUAUGAACAAACAUCAGAUAUGAUGACAGAUGCUGUAAAUGAAAACACAAAAGAUGAAGAAACUGAAGAAUCGGAAUAUGAUUCUGAACAUGAAAAUUCUGAACCUGUUACUAACAUUCGAAAUCCACAAGUAACUGCCACCUGGAAUGAAGCAAACAGUAAUUCUAAUGCACAGUGUGUUUCUAAUAAUAGAGAUGGGAGAGCUGUUACUUCUAAUUGUGAAAUUAACAACAGAUCAGCUGCCAAUAUAAGGACUCUAAACUUGCCCCCUUUAGAUUGUCGAUAUAAUAGAGAAGGAGAACAGGGGGCUCAUGUUGCACAAGGUGAAGAUGAGGAAGAUGCAGAGGAAGAUGCAGAGGAAGAGAGGGUCAGCGGAGCUUCACUAUCUAGUCAUAGGAGCAGCCUGGUUGAUGAGGCUCCAGAAGAUGCUGAAUUUGAACAGAAAAUCAGUAGACUUAUGGCUGCAAAGCAUAAACUCAGACAGUUACAAGAUCUUGUUGCUAUGGUACAGGAUGAUGAUGCAGCAGAUCAAGGAGUUACCUCUGUCAAUACUUCAAAUUUGGAUGAUUUCUACCCAGUAGAAGAAAACACUAAACAAAAUACAAAUAACACUAGAGGAAGUGCCAACAAAACCCAGAAAGAUGCUGAUGUAAAUGAAAAGGCAAGAGAGAAGUUUUAUGAGGCUAAACUACAGCAACAACAGAGAGAACUCAAACAGCUUCAAGAGGAAAGAAAGAAAUUAAUAGAGAUUCAAGAGAAAAUUCAAGCAUUACAAAAGGCAUGUCCUGACCUACAGCUGACAGCUCCUAGUUCGGGUGAUUGUCCCCCCAAAAAAUAUAUGCCAACUGUUACUUCAACCCCAGCUGUUAAUGAAAAUGAAAGUAGUACAAGCAAAUUGGGUUUUGAGCCUGAAGAUUCUUCAGUAGUAGAUAAUGAGCUCUGGUCAGAAAUGCGAAGACAUGAAAUGUUAAGGGAAGAGCUGCGACAGAGAAGAAAACAGCUUGAAGCUCUAAUGGCUGAACAUCAGAGAAGGCAAGGUCAGGCCGAAAGGACAUCACCAUUGGCUACUUCAUUAAGAAGUGACGGAUCUGAAAAUGUUUGUACUCCUCAACAAAGCAGGACAGAAAAAACAAUGGCAACUUGGGGGGGAUCUACCCAGUGUGCACUAGAUGAAGAAGGAGAUGAAGAUGGCUACCUUUCUGAAGGAAUUGUUCGGACAGAUGAAGAGGAAGAAGAGCAAGAUGCCAGUUCCAAUGAUAACUUUUCUAUGUAUCCUAACAGCAUGAAUCAUAAUUCUUAUAAUGUAAAGGAAUCUAAAAAUAGGUGGAAGAACAAUCACCGUUUUCCAGCAGAUGGAAAUUAUCGUCCUUUAGCUAAGACAAGACAACAGAACAUAAGCAUGCAGCGUCAGGAAAACCUUCGUUGGGUGUCAGAACUCUCUUAUGUAGAAGAGAAGGAACAAUGGCAAGAGCAAAUUAAUCAGCUAAAGAAGCAACUUGAUUUCAGUGUUAGUAUUUGUCAGACUUUGAUGCAGGACCAACAGACUUUGUCUUGUCUGCUACAAACUCUUCUCACAGGUCCUUACAGUGUUAUGCCCAGUAAUGUUGCAUCUCCUCAAGUACACCUCAUAAUGCACCAGUUGAACCAGUGUUACACUCAGCUAACAUGGCAGCAGAAUAAUGUGCAAAGGUUGAGACAAAUGCUAAAUGAACUUAUGCACCAACAAAGUCAGCAUCCAGAAAACCCUAGAAGCAAAGAAAGAGGAAGCAGUACAUCACACCCUUCUUCUCCCAGCUUAUUUUGUCCUUUUAGCUUUCCAACGCAGCCUUUAAACCUUUUUAACCUGCCUGGGUUUACUAAUUUUUCAUCAUUUGCACCAGGCAUGAAUUUCAGCCCUUUAUUUCCUUCUAAUUUUGGAGAUUUCCCUCAAAAUAUUUCUACACCCACUGAAGCACAGCAGCCAUUGGCCCAGAAUGCUUCUGGGAAAACAGAAUAUAUGGCUUUUCCAAAACCCUUUGAAAGCAGUUCAUCUAUUGGAGCAGAAAAACAAAGGAGUCAAAAACACCCAGAAGAGGAGAUGGAAAAUAGUAGGACACCAUGGCUAUAUGACCAUGAAGGUGAAGUAGAAAAACCACUUAUCAAGACUGGGUUUGCAGUACCUGUAGAGAAACCUGCAAAUGGUAAUCGCAAAAAUCAAUUAGAUACAAAUAGGAGAAGACGCCAGUUUGAAGAAGAAUCAUUAGAAAGCUUUAGCAGUAUGCCUGAUCCUGUAGAUCCAACAACUGUAACUAAAACAUUCAAGACAAGAAAAGCAUCUGCGCAAGCCAGCCUGGCAUCUAAAGAUAAAACUCCCAAAUCAAAGAAUAAGAAGAGACACCCUACUCAAUUGAAAAGCCGAGUUAAAAACACUGGGUAUGAAAGUGCUAGUAUGUCUAGCACAUGUGAACCUUGCAAAAAUAGGAACAGACAUUCAGCCCAGACUGAAGAGCCUGUUCAAGCAAAAAUAUUCAGCAGAAAGAAUCAUGAACAGCUGGAAAAAAUAAUAAAAUGUAGUAGGUCUACAGAAAUAUCUUCAGCACAUGCUAGGAGAAUACUACAGCAGUCUAACAGAAAUGCAUGCACUGAAGCGCCAGAAACUGGGAGUGAUUUUUCCACGUUUGAAGCUUUGCGGGAUACUAUUUAUUCUGAAGUAGCUACAUUGAUUUCUCAAAAUGAAUCUCGUCCACAUUUUCUUAUUGAGCUCUUACAUGAACUUCAGCUACUUAAUACAGACUACUUGAGACAGAGGGCUUUAUAUGCAUUACAGGACAUAGUAUCCAGAAAUAUUUCAGAAAACCAUGAAAAGGAAGGGGGAAAUGUAAAGUCUGUGAAUUCUGGUACAUGGAUAGCAUCAAACUCAGAACUUACUCCCAGUGAAAGCCUUGCUACUACUGAUGAUGAGACUUUUGAGAAGAAUUUUGAGACACAUAAAAUAACAGAACAAGAUGAUGCUGAUAAUGCUAGUGUUAUAUCUGUGUCUUCAAAUUUUGAGCCAUUUGCAACAGAUGAUCUAGGUAACACUGUCAUUCAUCUAGAUCAAGCAUUAGCUAGGAUGAGGGAGUACGAGCGUAUGAAGACUGAGACUGAAAGUAGCGCAAAUAUAAGAUGCACCUGCAGGAUUAUUGAAGAUGAAGAUGGUGCUGCUGCCACAACUAUAGUUAAUAAUUUAGAAGAAACUCCUAUUGAAAAUCACAGUCCACAACAACCAAUAGGUGAAGUUUCUACUGUCCCAUGUCCUAGAAUUGAUACUCAACAGCUGGACCGUCAGAUAAAAGCAAUAAUGAAAGAAGUCAUUCCUUUUUUAAAGGAGCACAUGGAUGAAAUAUGCUCUUCUCAACUUCUAACUUCAGUAAGGCGGAUGGUUUUAAUGCUUACUCAGCAAAAUGAUGAGAGCAAAGAAUUUGUAAAGUUCUUUCAUAAACAGCUUGGAAGUAUAUUACAGGAUUCACUGGCAAAAUUUGCUGGCAGAAAACUGAAAGAUUGUGGAGAAGAUCUCCUUGUAGAAAUAUCGGAAGUGUUGUUUAAUGAAUUAGCAUUCUUUAAGCUCAUGCAAGAUUUGGAUAAUAAUAGUAUAACUGUUAAACAAAGAUGCAAAAGGAAAAUUGAAGCAGCUGGAGUGAUACAGUCUUAUGCCAAAGAGGCCAAAAGGAUUCUUGAAGGAGAUCAUGGCUCACCUGCUGGAGAAAUUGAUGAUGAAGAUAAAGACAAGGAUGAGACUGAAACAGUUAAGCAGACUCAAACAUCUGAGGUCUAUAAUGGUGAUGGUCCCAAAAAUAUGAGAUCUGAUGUUUCUGACCAAGAAGAAGAUGAAGAAAGUGAAAAAUGCCCAGUGUCUAUCAAUUUGUCCAAAGCUGAAACUCAGGCUUUGACUAAUUAUGGAAGUGGAGAAGAUGAGAAUGAAGAUGAAGAAAUAGAAGAAUUUGAAGAGGGACCUGUGGAUGUCCAGACUUCACUUCAGGCUAACACUGAAACUACAGAAGAAAAUGAACAAGAUGAUCAGGUAUUACCCCAUAACUUUGACAAAUCAACAGAAAACAAAACUGUUCCAUCAGAAAAAGAACCUAUUAUUAGUAAAGAUGGCCAAGAGAGUGUUCCUGUAAAACCCUGUUACCUCAAUAUCUUGGAAAAUGAGCAACCACCAAGCAGCAAUGUCCAAAAGGAUUCACUAAAUACCACUGAUUCAUCUAAACAGCCUAACCCAUUGCCAUUACCUUUAGCUGAAAUUGAAACCUUAGUGCCUAGAGUCAAAGAAGCUAAAUCUGCUCAGGAAACGCCUGAAAGUUCUCUGGCUGGAAGUCCUGAUACUGAAUCUCCAGUGUUAGUGAAUGACUAUGAAGCAGAAUCUGGUAACAUAAGUCAAAAAUCUGAUGAAGAAGACUUUGUAAAAGUUGAAGAUUUGCCACUUAAAUUGACAAUAUAUUCUGAGGCAGAUCUAAGGAAGAAAAUGGUAGAAGAACAACAGAAAAAUCAUUUAUCUGGUGAAAUAUGUGAAAUGCAAACUAAAGAACUAGCUGGGAAUUCUGAAACACUAAAAGAACCUGAAACAGUGUGAACCCAGAGUAUAUGAGAUGUCUUCAGAGAUGCAUCCAACUCUCUUCAGUCAUUGCUUAUAUGAAAGUGGCACUAAAUAAACAUCUGUUUUGAUCUGUAUGUAAAUGUAAAUUAGUUUGACACUGCAUUUUUGAUAGGUGUGUUAAUUUCUGCCCAUGGCAGGUUAAAACAUCAGAUACUGAAUUCUGAACAGAUUCAAAUCCUGAUAUUUGCUAGGGGGACUGGGGUGGAAAUUGUUUGGGGGGGGUUUGUUUUUUCUUCUUCUUCUUAAGUCUUGAUUUUUUUUUUCCUCCAUUGUGAUGUUUGGUAACAUUAAAUUUAAAAUGUAGUUAUAAAUAAAGUUUGAACUUACUUGUAAAAUACUUUUUUGGAAAUUAUGUUGAAUUCUAUAUAACAAGUCACUAUUCUGUAUAUAAGUAGGCUAUUCAAAGAAGAGCAGAACAGCAGUGGCUAAGUUAGAGAAAUGUUCUAUUUAAUUUAAAGUCAAGUCAUUAGGCCAGAUUUCAAUAUAAUUUCAGUGCUACUAUUCCUAUGGGAUCUAAUAUUAUUUUAGAUAUUUGCAUAUCUUAAUCCUUUGUAAGAAUAGGACUGCUUAUCUUUGAAGUCAGUGCAGAAAAUAUACUAGUAUGCUGUUCAAAUUGGGUAAUAAAAGUGGGACACCUGUUCUAUUAUCAACAAUUUACAUAAUUAUAAUUUAUUAGAUAAUUUGUUAUAUAAUUUUAUUUCUACCUGUUGGUCUGCCAUAUUCUAAAAAUAAGUUUUACAUAAUUAGGGAGUAUUACUGCACAAAGUAACAUUGUGAUAAUUUUAAAUGAAAAAGCAAACUCUGUGAAGUAGUGAUUAAUGGGACUAGUUUUGUGUACCAGAAUAUUAAGGUUCUCAAUGCUCUCAGGCAAAUUUUCCUUUUGAAAUGUAGUUCCAAGUCCAAAGCAUGGCAGUUCUUUUCUCUGUGUAGUGAGAGAGGAGCAGUUUACAGAAAAAUACUAAUAACAAAUAGCUUUAGAUCCCAAACUUGCCAUUUGCCAGUAAGGCUUCACAGAUUCAUCUAACAAGUCCACAUUACAGCUUCUUCCUUGAACAAACUAUAAAGAAUUAGUUUCAAAAAGUCUUUCAAAUUUUAGUAAUUGAUUGAAAUAUCCCAUAAGUAAAGAAUUUGGUGUGGUGUUCCUUUAAAAUUUUUACUUGCCUAAUAAUACUUCGAUAUAAAUUCAUGAUGUCCAACUGGGGAGUAUUAAGUGAGGGCUUCUAAGGAGGACAUGUACUGUUUUACUGCUUAAUUUAAAUUAUGGUAAGACAUUUAUCUCCAAUCUCCAAUUUUAAUAAAACCUACCAGGUAAUAAAUAACGUUCCAGGAUCAGGAAUUCAUGUCUUGUAAGCCUGACUUUAGGGAAACAAACAAGAAGUGAAACUGUAUGAAUAUUCAACUUCUAUUUUUUAUUUUUUAGACUAAGCAGGAAGCGGGGGGGAGACACUUCAUUUUGGUAUUCAAGCCAAGCCUUACAUAUUACAUCUGUCUCUCUCAGUGCAUGCAGUUGAUACAGUAGCAAAAUUCUACAUAUAUUUUAGUUAUUACUGUAGGUCCUAUGAACCUUAUCAAACUUGCUUUAUUUGACAUACAUUACAGCUGCUAGUCUAGUCUCUUUUCUAUUUUAAGAGACAUUUAAGCUUCAAAAUACCCAGGACUUAAAAGCAAAUAACUUAUUUAAUAUGUUUUCUCUACUAACUAUUGCUAAAGAACUAAGCAUUAAACAUUCCUGUCUCCAAUUUCAUGUUAAAGUUUUGGUUGAAGAGAAAGUCAAAUUAAUGAGAGCAAAUCAUACGCAGAUUAAGAUUAUGCCUAAGUGAGCUAGCUAGACUACUCUUUGUAUUUUGUAACAUUCACUUGGUAAAUGCUUUUUCAUUGUUAAUAAAUGUAUAUGCUACAUACAA